AAAAUAAAUCUUCUACAUUCAACAACAAUGGAAAGUGAAAAUAAUAUUGUGCAAUUUGCUCCAGUGCAAUCGUUUGUUAGUCCAACAUUUUGGCAUAAAUUGGCUGAGAUAAAGUUGGAUUUGGAUCGUUUAAGUGAUAAGCCCAGACCUGUUUAUGGUUACUAUACCAAUCGUCAUGCUAAAUCGUGUUUAAUGGAAAUUGAUUAUAGUGCUUUUAAUAGUGAGUUCACCCCGCCGAAAUAUUGCUUCAAAUCGCAUGGCACCAUCUACAACAAAAACACCAUUGAAGAGUUUAAAAUCUGUGAUAAAAACGCGUUAUUGAAAGAAGAAGGCAUUAAACUAUUAAAAUACUUUCAAAAUGAGACUACACUAGAUGAUCCCAGUUUAUUGGCUAGAUUUUGCAUAUUAUCGUUUGCGGAUCUUAAAAAUCACAAUUACUACUAUUGGUUUGCAUUUCCCUGUCCACUGACCACAACAUUGACAUUGGAAAAACCAGGUACAAAACUGGUCGAUUCCCGAGAAACUUUUGAUCUCAUACAAGAGUCAUUGAAAUUAUGCCCAAAUGGCGUAUUGCAAAAUUUAUUUGUAUUGCAAGCUUCAACAACAAAUAAAAAAUUCUUUACUUUAAAGGAAUUCAUAAAUAAUUUUAAAACAAUGGAGAAAUUGCCUUUGGAAGAAAUUUACUUUUGUUUUCCCGACAACAGUGAAUAUGUGCACCCCUCAUGGUUAAUGAGAGUAUAUGCAGCAUUUUUAUAUUACAAGUGUCCUUUCCUGGUGGGUAAUAGUGUUAAAUUCUUGGGUUUACGCUAUGGCAAUCAUAUGAACAUUGGUUUCAGUUUAAUAUGGCAUAUUAAGCAAACCGAAUUAUUGGAUCUUGAAGAUAUGGACAAAAUCAAAUUUGUUGGAUGGGAAUUGAAUAAAAAUCAAAAGCCUCAGCCACGUAUGGUUUCCAUGAGGGACAGCAUGGAUCCUCAAGUAUUAACCGAUAAUUCCAUUAAUUUAAAUUUGAAGCUUAUGAAAUGGCGUUUAUUACCUGAUUUAAAUUUGGAAGUUAUUCAAAACACCAAAUGUUUAUUAUUUGGUGUCGGAACUUUAGGUUGUGCUGUGGCCAGAAUGUUAUUGGGAUGGGGUUUUAAGUAUAUUUCAUUUGUUGACAAUGGCAAAGUUGGAUUGGCCAAUCCCGUACGCCAAUAUCUUUACACAUUUGAGGAUGCUGUUAAGCGAAAUGUCAUGAAGGCUGAUGCUGCUGCCGAAUGUUUAAAGAAAAUAAAUCCAUCCACUGUUUCAGCUGGCCACGUUAUGCAAAUACCAAUGCCUGGGCACACUGUUGGCGACUCUCUGAAAGAGCAAACCGAGAAGGACCUUAAUAAACUACAAGAGUUAGUAAAGGAGCAUGACGUUAUAUUUUUAUUAACAGAUUCCCGGGAAAGUCGUUGGUUGCCUACUCUACUGGGAACAGCACAUGAAAAGAUUGUAAUAAAUUCUGCUUUAGGUUUUGACAGUUACUUAGUACAACGCCAUGGUUCAGCUCGGAAGCCAGACGCUGAUGCUUCAGCUACUCAAAUAGAAGUAGAUAAUCUGAAAUGCAUUCCAGGACAUCAAUUGGGUUGUUAUUUUUGUAAUGAUGUAACGGCACCAGGAAAUUCUCUCAAGGAUCGUACUCUGGAUCAGCAAUGUACUGUUACACGGCCUGGUGUCUCAAAUAUAGCCGCCAGUUAUGCUGUGGAAUUAUUAGUGUCUUUACUACAUCAUCCCCUAAAAGAGUUGGCCCCAGCCUAUUAUGCCUCUAGUGGUAAUUUGAAAUCUUCAUCGUCAGCAACCGAUAAAACACCCGAGGGAAUUAUGGGUAUUUUACCACAUUCCAUUAGGGGUAUGUUGAGUAGCUUUGAAAACAUACUACCAGCAUCAGAAAAAUUUAAGCAAUGUAUUGCCUGUUCAGAGAAUGUCCUAAAUGCUUAUCAUACCCAAGGCAAUGAGUUUCUCUUUAAAGUAUUUGAAUCUGCUAAAUAUUUGGAAGAUUUAACUGGUAUUUCCGAAUAUAAGGAUCUAAAUAAUGAGAUUAUUGAUUUCAACGAUUCUGAUUUAGAACUGUCGGAUGAUUAAAUUCAACAAUUGUAUGAACAGGACCAAACAUAGAAAUUAAACAGCAUUUAUGUAUUAAACAAAUCAUUCUUAUUUAUUAUAUGCAUAUUUUUUAAAUGACUCUCUUUUAGCUUUUUACGUUAAAUGUGGCUUUAAAUGUUUAAAUUAAAAAAAUAAACAGGCUUGUAUUGUAUGUGUGUCAUAUGAAAAAAAAACAGAUU
Molecule: messenger RNA, 2303 nt
Organism: Calliphora vicina (urban bluebottle blowfly)
Lineage: Eukaryota; Metazoa; Arthropoda; Insecta; Diptera; Calliphoridae
Gene: Atg7
Product: Autophagy-related 7
Exons: 11
Coding region: 28-2103 (691 amino acids)
Biological process (GO): autophagosome assembly; C-terminal protein lipidation; piecemeal microautophagy of the nucleus
Cellular component (GO): phagophore assembly site; cytoplasm
Molecular function (GO): Atg12 activating enzyme activity; Atg8 activating enzyme activity
Source: RefSeq, a predicted model, not a curated record